GAGGAGCGUGAGCGGGGAGGUGCGGAGCGCGGUGCCCGCUGCGCGGGGGGCCGCGGAGCGGCGGUGUCCGCGGCACCUGCCGGGACGCGGCUGGGGAGCGGAGCCCGCCCGAAGCGGCGGGGAUGAAUCGCUGUCCGCGUAGGAACGCGGCGGAUACCUGGCAGCGCGGGCGCGGAGCCCCGCGGCGCCGGGUCAGGGCUGAGGAUCAUUGUCAUCGUCACAGUUGCCAUUUUUUUCACCCGGGAUCUUAAAGCAUUCUACAAUGACAGGCUCUGCAUUGACGUCAGAAUGACACGGUGAAGCCAAAGACAGGAGCUGGGAACAGUUCUUCUGCUUCACUUUUGACAAUCGAGUGAAUCUGUCGCCACUCCGUUCCUUCCAGCAUGGCUAAGAGCGCAGAAGUGAAGCUGGCGAUCUUUGGUCGAGCUGGUGUGGGCAAGUCAGCUCUUGUUGUACGCUUCCUGACCAAACGGUUCAUCUGGGAGUAUGACCCAACACUAGAGUCUACAUAUCGUCACCAAGCUACCAUUGAUGAUGAAGUGGUUUCCAUGGAGAUACUAGAUACAGCUGGUCAGGAGGAUGCUAUUCAGAAAGAAGGACAUGUGCGAUGGGGUGAAGGCUUUGUGCUGGUUUACGAUAUCACGGACAGAGGCAGCUUUGAGGAAGUGCUGCCACUUAAGAACUUGUUGGAUGAAGUUAAAAAACCCAAAAAUGUCACCCUGAUCCUGGUGGGGAACAAAGCAGACUUGGAUCACUCCAGGCAGGUCAGCACAGAGGAAGGUGAAAAGCUGGCCACAGAACUAGCAUGUGCUUUUUAUGAGUGCUCUGCUUGCACAGGAGAGGGCAAUAUUAUGGAGGCCUUCUAUGAGCUCUGUCGUGAGGUACGGCGUCGAAAGAUGGUCCAGGGCAAGACUCGGAGACGAAGCUCCACCACCCAUGUCAAGCAGGCAAUUAAUAAGAUGCUUACCAAAAUAAGCAGCUAAAAAGAGGUAUACUAAGCCAGAGAAGCAUUUUAGAGCAUAUUGGCUUGGAGUAGGGACAAGGGAGGCAGAGCACAUUCAAUUAAAAAUGGUCAAAGCUUUGCAAUUAAAAAAAAAUAGAAAAGACAAACCACACCACUUUUUUGAGUAACACAAGGUCAGACUUUUUUCCUGUUUUGAAAUGUAUUUAGCCACGCUGCUUCUGGCUAACGUGGGGGGGGGAAAAAAAAAAAAAAAAAAAAGCGAACUCCAAAGGACUAGAUGAUUGUGGGGAUUGGCACUGACAGAGCAUCUUUUGCUUCUACAAUGCUGGCUCCAAUCCCCUGCAAGUCAGUAGUGCCUAAACAUCAUUUCCAGUCAGCCAGCUCCUCAGUAGCCAUUGGAGAGUAAGAUUCAGCCCUCAGUCCAUCAACAACCAUCACAACUGGUGUUCUCAAGGACUGAAUACACACAGAGGCUCCCGUGUUGUACCAGAAAGUUCAUCUGACACCUCUCACCAGCUUUAAAUUGGUACAUUGUGUGCUUUUACUCCAAACUGUCCUUCCUUGUUAUUUUUAUCAAAUCUAUGAGUGAUGAUGUUCUUAGCAAGGUAUGCAAAAAAAUAAGAAAGUCUAUUUCAUGGAGUGUUUAGCCAGCAAGACACACAUUUCAACAGAGCUGAAGUUCAGCUGCUUUUCCAGAUCUUCUGAAACUGCAGAAUUCAUCAAGAAAUAAUCAGCUAGUCCAGUGGCAUUUCAGAAUUUCUCCCUCAAAGUGCAGUACUGUACUUGGGGAAAUGGGAGUGUAUGUGUUGGGAAAUCAAACUGAAAAAAUAAUCAUAUUACUAUUGAUUUAGUUAUGGGUAGUUUUUAGCUUUUGUUUACAUUUUUGUUUUGGUCUUAUUUCAAUUCAAGUAGCUCCUCUUAUACUGAAGAAGAACUGAACCAUUAAGAAGGCAAGUAUUUAAAGUCUAAACCCAAAUGUAAAUCAGAUGUGAAUGGCCUCUACCACACCAAAAAGCCAUAAUUUCUAGCUGUUUAAACUUCUAGAUGUUGCUCGAAGCACUCUGUGGUUUAAACCAGCACAGGUUUUUUGUGACUCAUCUGGCAUGCUGAAGUGAAUGUGCAUUUUAUCAGAUUUUGGUGCCUGGGAUAAAAGAUGUCCAGUUAUUUCUCCUCCCUCCUCUUCCCUCAUGUAGCUCAUUUAAGCCAGCUGUGAAGUUUUGCCUCCUGUUUACUUGGUUUGUUAACUGUAUGCUAAGAGAUGCAAGAACCAAUACUGCAAGAUUUUCGUUCAGACUCUGCUGGUCUCCCACCAAGUGUGUUGCAUCCCUUUGGGCAGCGUGGUGUGCAGCUUGGACUGGCCUCAUGUAGAACCACAGCCAAAGAUUGGGAUCACAAAUAGGAAUAUUAGCUGUAUUCUCCUUUAAGGAACAGUCCCCUUGUAGCAACUACUUACAACUUUAUUCUCCACUGCUUUGUACUUCAUAUGUUUUUUCGCCUCUGUGAGGAAGUAACAGCAAAAGGCUAUCAAACACAGAUUGCCACAGAUGUAGGAGAGUGAGGAUAUCUGUUGGAUAGCACUUUAUACAGUUAGAGGUAGCCAUAUAAGUGGUGGAGCAGGCUGGAGAAUCAAGCCUGUAUAUCCCUGUUGACAGAGAAAUGGUCCAAAUCAGGACUUUUUUCAAACAAAAUGGCUUAAAGGUACUUUACUAAAUUCACUCUUCUGGAAUCAAUGUAUAUUUUGGUCCCCAUAUUCAGGUAUGUUGCAGUACAUCAGAUAUACACUACAAUGGAAACUUCACCAUGUGCUUCUGGGCAGGGGGUUCUUGCAACAGGUGACAUCACUGUCUCCAUGACACACCUGUCUUUUGUUUUUUUUUUUUUUUUU
Tyto alba (common barn owl) is the source of this 2849-nucleotide messenger RNA. It is a transcript of the gene RERG, whose product is annotated as RAS like estrogen regulated growth inhibitor. The transcript is spliced from 6 exons. Gene Ontology annotation, molecular function: GTP binding; GTPase activity. NCBI's taxonomy places the organism in Eukaryota, Metazoa, Chordata, Aves, Strigiformes, Tytonidae. Bases 384 to 983 code for a protein of 199 amino acids. The record is from RefSeq and is a predicted model, not a curated record.